AUGCCCAAAGUCAAUAAAAAUAAAAAACCUAUAGGUGGCGCAGAAAAAGUGCGAAUAAAGAAACAGAUAAUGCUUCAAAACGAAGCAAAAAGUUGUUCAAAUAUUUUAAGUAUGUUUUCUAAAUCUAAGGAUAAAGUUCAAACAGAAUUGGCAUUAAAUGUAGAUGAUGAUAUAACUGAAAUACAUACUACUGUAUGUACUAUUGUUGAAUCAAGUAGUAUGCCUAGUAAUUUUAAUUACUUUCAAAAACCAUUUACCACAAAGCUAGAGCAAUUUUUUGAAUUUCACCCACAACAACCUGAGUUUGUUACUCAAUUUAAAUCUUCUAAGGCUUUUUAUGGGAAAAAUAACAUUCAACGCCGUUGGCUAUCUUAUGAUACAACAUCUGAAUCUUUAUUUUGCAGUGUGUGUUUAGCAUUUUCAUCAGAUAAAAAUGUAUUUGUUGAAGGUUUAAAUGUCUGGAGUCAUGUUUACCAAAGAAUCCAUGAACAUGAAAUUAGUAAAUGUCACACAUUAUGUUCUGAAUUAUUUACUGACCAAUUGCACAAGAAAAAAAGUGUAGUCACAAAAAAUCUAAAUAUUGUGGAACGUGUAAUUGAUAUAAUUAAGUUAAUUGGAAAAAGAGGGCUGAGCUUUAGAGGUUAUUUAAAUGAAUGCUCAAGAAGUUUAAAAGAUCCUGCUAUUGAUCAUGGAAAUUUUUUGGAUAUUCUAUUACUUUUGAAGAAAUAUGAUGUUGUUUUAAAUGAUCAUAUUGAAAAAAUUACUAAGAGAGCAAUAAAAAACCAUGAACGUGGAAAAGGUAAAGGAAGAGGAUCUUCGUUAACGUUUAUUUCUAAAACUUCUGUUGACAUGAUUAUUGAUUCAAUAAAUGUUUUAAUGAAGAAAUCAAUAGCAAAUGAUGUUAGAGAAUCAGGAAUGUUUUCUAUACAGCUAGAUACAACUCAGGAUAUUUCAGUGCAAGAUCAAUGUUCAGUUGUAGUAAGGUAUGUAAAUUCAAAAGGUGUUCAAGAAAAGUUAUUAUCAGUUGUCAACAUACAAAAAUCAACUGGUAAAAGUUUUGCUGAUAUGUUAGCUAAUAUUCUAAAUGAAAAUGACUUGGAUGUUAAGAAAUGUGUUGGUAAUGCUACGGAUGGUGCUGCCAAUAUGCAAGGGCAAUUUAAUGGUUUUUCAGCGUGGCUUGAAAAAUUGUCUCCUAAUCAAGUCCACAUUUGGUGUUAUGCCCACAUAUUAAAUUUAGUUGUCAUAGAAUCUACAAAAUCCCCACUUAAUGCAGCAGCUUUAUUUGUAACAUUAAAUGAUGUAGCUAUAUUUUUCAAGGAAUCGUACAAGCGAAUGAAUACUUGGGUGGACAUAGUAGAUAGAAAUGAUAAAAGACGACUGCAGGCAAUUGGUAACACACGGUGGUGGUCUAAGGAAAAAGCUUUAACACAUAUUUUCGGAGAUGAAGGUUUAUAUUUUGAAGUUAUUUUAGCAUUAAAUACAAUAGAAAACUUAAAUGAAUUUACACCUGAAGUAAAGAUAAAAGCUAAUAAUUUGAAAAAAUCAUUUUUAUCUUAUUCAACAAUCUUAACUGCAUUUACUUAUGUACGGAUUUUUAAUAUAAUAAGCUCACUAUCCAAGUAUCUUCAAACAAAGAGCAUGGAUUUGCUGAAGUGUCAAGAAAUGGUUAGUGGAGCAAUUACAGAUUUGAAACAAAUUCAGAGAGACUUUAAAGGAGUUAAAGAAAUUUCUAAAAAAUGUAUAGAUAUUAUGUCAGACAAAUUAGAACAGUCACAAUAG
Molecule: messenger RNA, 1779 nt
Organism: Aphis gossypii (cotton aphid)
Lineage: Eukaryota; Metazoa; Arthropoda; Insecta; Hemiptera; Aphididae
Exons: 4
Coding region: 1-1779 (592 amino acids)
Source: RefSeq, a predicted model, not a curated record